Messenger RNA from Gymnodraco acuticeps, 1281 nucleotides. It is a transcript of the gene znf830, whose product is annotated as zinc finger protein 830. The record is from RefSeq and is a predicted model, not a curated record. The transcript has a single exon. Gene Ontology annotation, cellular component: nucleus; spliceosomal complex. Gene Ontology annotation, biological process: nuclear DNA replication; mitotic DNA damage checkpoint signaling; mitotic DNA replication checkpoint signaling. Bases 92 to 1096 code for a protein of 334 amino acids. Gene Ontology annotation, molecular function: zinc ion binding; nucleic acid binding. NCBI's taxonomy places the organism in Eukaryota, Metazoa, Chordata, Actinopteri, Perciformes, Bathydraconidae.
GUUCAUGCCGUUGAUGUCAUCUUAACGAGACGCAUUCACUGCAAAAGCAAGAAGCUAGCUAGCUAGCUAACAAGCUACGUUGUUUUGAAGAAUGGCGUCCUCAAAGAAGGGGAAGAAAGUGGUAAAUCAGGAGGAACUGCGACGCUUAAUGAGGGUAAAACAGAGGCAAACAACGGACAAGAAGCGCGUGGAGUCUCCUUUUGCUAAGUACAACAGUCUCGGGCACCUCAGUUGUUUACUGUGCAAUGUGCAGGUGAAGUCCGAGCUACUGUGGCCUGCGCAUGUUCUUGGAAAACCGCACAAAGAGAAAGUUGCCGAGCUUAAGUCAGGAAAAAGUCAACCAGCGACACCACAGAUACAACCGGUGAAGAGAAAAGCAUCGGACACCGAGGACGGCAGCGGGAAAAAAGCGAAACCUUCAUCUUCAGUGCUAUCAGACGAUGUCUUUAAGAAACCCCACGCACCGGUUUCUAUGCAAAAAUCUGCAGGACUGAGUCUGUCGGUUGGAGUUUAUGAUGAAGAUGAUGAGAUGGAAGAAGAUGCUGGAGAGGCAGGAACUUCAUCAACUCCCGCUCCCCAAAAGGAACAAUCUGCGGGACUACCUGACGAUUUCUUUGACAGCUCCAUCCCAUCCACACCUGCCGUCUCUCACUCAGGAUCCAUCCUCAAAGCAGACGGGCAGGAGAAGAGCACAGAGAAGAAGGACAACUCAGCCGAAGCACUGCCAGAAGGCUUCUUCGACGACCCUGUGAGAGAUGCGAAAGUGCGCAAUGUUGACGCACCCAAAGAUCAAAUGGACAAGGAGUGGGAUGAGUUUCAAAAGGAGAUCCGACAGGUGAACACAAAAUCUGAAGCCAUCGUGGCGGAGGACGACGAGGAGGGUCGCCUGGAAAGGCAGAUUGACGAAAUUGAUGAACAGAUGGAGUGUUACAGGAGGGUUGAAUUACUAAGAGAUAAGCGAGAUGUGGUGAAAAGGAAUCAGCCACAAAAAGAUGAAAGUAUGGAGGUCGAUGCCAGCGACGAGGAAGAAGAGGAUGAAGAGGUGCUGAUGGGGCUUCUGUCCGGGGACUGGAGGGCUAAAGGGGCACUGGCUUGAGUGAUAACAUUGAGAAAAAAGCCAUGUGUAAGUCUGUCAGUGAUCCAACAAUUGUAAAUAUGUUUGAUAAAACAGUGUCACCUCAUUUUUGUAUAUUUCAAACUGAAAUAAAUGUGAUGCUGUGAUGUGAAACAUUGUUUUGUAGAAAAGUUGUCAUUUCAUCACUAAAAGGAACCAAAUGGAAA